This is a messenger RNA of Achroia grisella, 760 nucleotides long. RefSeq lists its product as uncharacterized. The transcript is spliced from 2 exons. Lineage: Eukaryota; Metazoa; Arthropoda; Insecta; Lepidoptera; Pyralidae. The record is from RefSeq and is a predicted model, not a curated record. Bases 331 to 699 code for a protein of 122 amino acids.
CACGAAUACUUCAUUCUACCGCAAUUCAUCCUAGGGUGAACAUCCUAUCCUAAUCGGUUCAGUGCCAGUGACAUUGAGGUGAAAGCCGAACAUUUCCUCGUCUGUGCCUAAAUUCGUAUACAAAAGUCAACAUUUAAAUAAUAAUAAAUAAGAGAAUUAUUCAAAAAUAAUAAUACUGAAAAAUUGUGAAAGCUAAUAUUGAAAGAUCGCGAUUUACAAAUAUCGAUCGGCGAAACUAUUUUCCGCGAACUGAGCUUCGUAUUCGUUUCGGUGCGGCCCGUACUUCACCAAACACGUUAAAACUCAAGAGUCACCGUCGCCGUCAUCGAGAUGGCGUUCAUGAUGCCGGUAGUGAAGAACGACUGGGACAUAUACAACUCGCGGCGGAGCACCGAGUCCGGGGAGAAGGCGGGCCCCGGCGGGCGCGUGCGGAAGGUGUCCGAGUCGCGGUCGGAGGGCCCCGCGGGCGGCGUGGGGCCCCGCGCGGCGCUGAGCCCGCACCGCAGCGCGCCCGCCAUGCGCUCGCUGUCGUACUGCCGCGCGCCGCCGUCGCGGGGCUCGCUGCGCGCCGACGGGCCCCACAGUCCCCGGGGCCCGGCUAGCCGCCCGCGGGACUCCCGGGACGCGGACAAGUUCCACACCAGGACCGCGGAGUCCCCCGAGCGCUCGCGCUGCGCCGCCUGCAUGCCGUACCUGUGACGCGGGCCGAGCGCGCCGCCACACCCUCUGUGAUAUGAGCCCCUCGGACCGGAGCUGAGUG